Messenger RNA from Myodes glareolus (Bank vole), 1479 nucleotides. NCBI's taxonomy places the organism in Eukaryota, Metazoa, Chordata, Mammalia, Rodentia, Cricetidae. The record is from RefSeq and is a predicted model, not a curated record.
CCAGGACAGCCAGGGCUGUUACACAGAGAAACCCUGUCUCGAAAAACAAGAAACACAAAGCAAAACAAAAAAAAAGUAGCAGAGUUGAUGAAGAUUCCCAGUAGCUGCAAACGGAGUUGGUGGGGUCCAAAGUCCUGAGAGGACUUGAUCAAAGCCUGUUCCUAUUCAGUGCAGGGUAGUAAUGGAACAGUGGACUUCACAGGAAAUGAGUCAGGGCCACACAGCAAAUUAUUCAGGUCUAGUGUCACAGAUGGAAGCACUCUGUGAACUACAUUCUGUAAAAGUCCUAGAAAUCUAAAAUUUGUGAUUGACUCUCCUUUGUCAAAAAUUUCCUUUGACAUCAACACAAAGACUCAUAUAUAGAGACUUAUAUACAGAUUCACAAUUUUCUGAAUCUUAAAUUAAGAACAAGGAAAUCUAUAUACACAACAUCUCUGUGGCAUUGACUGAAACAAAUGUACGUAGAUUCCAAGAACGCUGAAAAUCUAGUCACAUGAUAAUUUGCCAUUGCAUUUACACAUAGAUUUUAAUAUAUAAGCAACGUGAAAUCUAGCACCCACGCCCCCCAAUUAUAUCCAGCUCAAUUUUAUGACCUCGGGUCCAAAAUAGAUUCAGAAGUCUAGGAAAACGUUCUCAAAGUCAGAAUGAGAAAAAAACAAAGUGUUUUUUUGAAGGGAAGUGUUUAAAUAUAAAUGCCCAAACGGAACUCUGCGAAAUGUGUCUCUGGGACGCCUUAGGUCCCUGGAAAGCCAGAGAGCUGCUUUUUUUUUUUUAAAGUCAUUUUGAUCAAAUUAUUUUGUUGUUUGUUUAGGCAUUCCAAAAUUCCUUUGCCAGGCACGGAAAGUUCUCAUGUCUUUGGAAGAUUUUUUUUUUAACCCGAUUCCAAAAGAAAAAACGAUUUUUGAGAAGUGUUAUGUUGAAUCAACACGCGACUGGAAAACUCAGUGUCCUGUGUUAAUUUGUGGGGCAAGUGAGAAGCUGGAGGAGGGCGCCCUGGUAGCAAGGCCGGGUCGUCUUCCCGCAGCCGGGCAGCAGGGGGCCCCGGUUCCCCGCUCCCGACUCGGGAAUCCCUGCUCCGGGCUGCUCCAAGACGCUCCCCGCCCAAGGUCAAACUCUGCAGACGCGUGCGGGCCGCUGCCAGGUGGUCGGGGGACGCUGAGAAGCGCUGUCGAGCUCUGUGGGCGGGUAGCGCGGACUGUGCAUACAACGGUGCCGGGGAUGUGGAGCGCCGGCGGCCCGGGAGGUAGCGACGCUCCCGGGAGGGGUGGAGAGCGUGCGGUUGCCGCAGAGUGGCUCGGACGCAGAAGCGGAGAGCAGCCGGAGGGCGCCCCGCCCCGACCGAGCAGCGGGAGCCCCCGGCUACCCAGGCCUCCGCCUGUCACCUACGUCCAGCCAGCUCCACGGUCUCCUCCCCUUGCUCAGGUCCACUCGGUCCCUCCCCUGGGCCGCCCAGAGCACCAAGUUGGCGGGAGCCUAUAA